CCCCGUCUUGACGCUCAUUGGUCCUCGCCGGCGUCGGGGCGGGAGGCGGAGCGGCGCGGCGCGGAGCCGAGCAGGACGGCCGCCAUCUUGCGCGGAGAAGGUGUCGGAACCUGAGGCUGCGGACGAGAGUGCCCGCUGGCCCGCGGCCCAGCCGAAGCUCUUUCCCGCCGCCUUUCUGCGCCUCCCCCCGGUUCAGCCCCGCCUGACCCUCCGCCUAGCACGGUCCCCUGACCCUCAGUCCGGCCGGGUCCGGCCUCCCAGCGGGGUCAAGCAGCCGCCCCGGGGACGAUGAACGGAGGAUAAAUGGUGCCCAAGGCAGACAGCGGCGCCUUCCUCCUGCUCUUCCUGCUCGUGCUCACUGUCACCGAGCCGCUGCGGCCAGAGCUGCGGUGCAACCCUGGGCAGUUUGCCUGUCGCAGUGGCACUAUCCAGUGCAUCCCCCUCCCUUGGCAGUGUGACGGCUGGGCGACUUGCGAGGAUGAGAGCGAUGAAGCCAACUGUCCAGAAGUGACCGGGGAGGCACGUCCUUACCAUGGGAAGGAGGCUGUGGAUCCGAGACAGGGGCGGGCCAGAGGAGGUGACCCCACGCACUUCCACACGGUGAACGUGGCGCAGCCUGUCCGCUUCAGCAGUUUCCUAGGGAAGUGCCCGACAGGGUGGCACCACUACGAAGGCACGGCCAGCUGCUACAGGGUCUACCUGAGUGGGGAGAACUACUGGGAUGCCGCACAGACCUGCCAGCGCCUGAAUGGCUCUCUGGCCACCUUCUCUACAGACCAGGAGCUGCGCUUUGUCCUGGCCCAGGAAUGGGACCAGCCUGAGCGGAGCUUUGGUUGGAAGGACCAGCGCAAGUUGUGGGUUGGCUAUCAGUAUGUCAUCACUGGCCGGAACCACUCCUUGGAAGGUCGCUGGGAGGUCGCAUUCAAAGGCUCCUCAGAGGUGUUCCUGCCCCCAGACCCCAUCUUUGCCUCAGCCAUGUCUGAGAACGACAACGUGUUCUGUGCCCAGCUCCAGUGCUUCCACUUCCCCACCCUGCGGCACCACGACCUCCACAGCUGGCACGCCGAGAGCUGCUACGAGAAGUCUUCGUUUCUGUGUAAAAGAAGUCAAACAUGUGUUGACAUCAAGGACAACGUGGUGGAUGAAGGGUUCUACUUCACCCCUAAGGGGGACGAUCCAUGCCUGAGCUGCACCUGCCAUGGAGGGGAGCCUGAGAUGUGCGUGGCUGCUCUCUGUGAGAGGCCCCAAGGCUGUCAGCAGUACCGCAAGGACCCCAAAGAGUGCUGCAAGUUCAUGUGUCUGGACCCAGAUGGCAACAGCCUAUUCGACUCCAUGGCCAGUGGGAUGCGCCUGGUCGUCAGCUGCAUCUCCUCUUUCCUCAUCCUGUCGCUGCUGCUCUUCAUGGUCCACCGGCUGCGUCAGCGGCGCCGGGAGCGCAUCGAGUCCCUGAUUGGAGCAAACUUGCACCACUUCAACCUCGGCCGCAGGAUCCCUGGCUUUGAUUACGGCCCAGAUGGUUUCGGCACAGGCCUCACGCCGCUGCAUCUUUCUGACGAUGGAGAGGGCGGGACUUUCCACUUCCACGACCCUCCACCUCCCUACACGGCAUACAAGUACCCGGACAUCGGCCAGCCUGACGACCCCCCGCCACCCUACGAGGCCUCCAUCCACCCGGACAGUGUGUUCUAUGACCCUGCAGAUGAUGAUGCUUUUGAGCCCGAGGAAGUCAGCCUGCCAGCACCUGGGGAUGGUGGAAGUGAAGGUGCAUUACCCCGGCGCCUGGAGCAGCCUCUGCCCACUGCAGGGGCCUCUCUGGCAGACCUGGAAGACUCUGCCGACAGCAGCAGUGCCCUGCUUGUGCCCCCUAACCCUGCCCAGAGUGGGAGCACCCCAGUUGCAGAGGCACUGCCAGGGGGCAGCCGCCACAGCCGCAGCUCCCUCAAUACUGUGGUGUAGACGGUCCAGCCUGUACCCUAACAGUCUGGGAGCACCUGUAUGCUGUCGAAAACACCUGUGGGAGACUUGAAAGGCCCCUGUCCCAGCCUGGACCCCGCGCACUGCUGCACAUCACUGGCAGGCACGCGUGUGUACAUAGAGACCAUGGCCCGCCUCCUGCCAAAAGAAGUGGUGGCUUGCACCAAGCUUCCUUGAGGGCUUCAGAAACAUGCAUAGCUUUGGGUCACUGUCUCCUCAUUUUUAAAUAGCAGAAGAGUGACAAAAUUGUUCAGUCCCACAUUUUAAGAGGCAGGGAAUGAAGAAAGUACUGUGGGGCCAUGGCCACACCUGACAUGUCUUUGGUGGGCUUGCUUGCUUCAGUGUGCUGUCCAGAGAGGCCUGCUGACCAGUCACCCAGCCUGGGUCGGGCACAGCGGGGGCUGCCAUGGUGCCCCUUGCUGGCCGCCCUCAGGAGGGGGCCUCUGGGCUGUCAGGGUGGUAUAGGCAGUGGGUCUGCUUCAGGGAGACAGCCUCUGAGUUUGCCACAAUGACUACCCUGGGGCUCUGGAACCUGAAGCCCUGAGAAGGAGAGCUUUGAAGGAGAUUGAGCUCUUCACUGUGUCUUUCCGUCUGGGCGCUCUGCAGCUCAGCUCUGUGGCAGGAGGCCUGACCCCACCCCGUCAGUCCCUCCCAACAUUGCUGUGCAUGGCUUCCCCAGGAGGAAGCUCUGGAGUGGCGCUGAGGCCCCAGGUGCUCUGCCAGGGCCUGGAGGCUGAGCCGCCUCCUGCCUCUCCUCUCUGGAGCCCUGGGCUCCUGCCUCCUGUUAAAUUGCCCCUGGGCUUGCCCCUGACCUGGUUUGUGCCAUAAAGGGUUGCUUCAUUGGGGGUGGGGUGGCUGAAACCACCAUCCUGAGCUGUAUCUGUCUCCUUAGAGUCAACUCCUUAAACCACCACCACUGCUGCAGCUCUGCCCAGCAGCCGCAUGCACACCUCGGCCCCUCCUCAGCAGUGCAGGGGCUGGGGACUCUGCCUGGGACCCUUUUCCCUAAAAGACCCUGUUGCCUGCUGCCGGGCAGUGGUCUUGAAGCCUGACACAGGGCCUUUAACGUUUCUGAGGUUUGGAGAUUAAGCGGGUUCUGUGCGAUUUUUAGCACAUCCAUAUCUUUUCUACGUUGAAUGUCUGGAUCUUUCCUUUCUAUGUUUGUGUCUCUGUGUGUGUAUGUGGCCAAGUGUUUGCAGGUGAGGGUGGCACAUGGAACUUUGCUGAUGGGUGGGGGCCCACUCUUCCAGGGUCAUCGAUGCAUCCUGGGCUGUGCUGAGGCAGGGCUGUGUCUUGCUCAGUCUUUUCAGACCAGCAGGACGAGGCCUGGCAGGAGCAUGCCGUUCUGUGGUGCUGCUUGGGGAUGGACUCCAUGCACAGUCCACUUCUUGAUACGUUGUCACACUGUGUCUGGAGACCCAUUUUUUCCAUCCCGUGUGGAAUGAAAAUCUUGAGUUGCCACAGACUUGGCCUUCAUACCAGAUCUGUGUUCUGUCACUGAAUUGCUUGGCCUACUGGAGGCUGUGUGCUGGCAGGCUUGUGCUCCCCUUGCAGAAGGGCUGCUACUUCCUUGAGAAGGAAGUUCUGGCCACAAGACUCCCAUGCUGGCUGCAGAGGACAAAGCAGGAAGCACAUCAUGCAUGGGACAGUGCAGCCAGGUUCCAGAGCAGCCGGCAUGUGCAUUCUGGGUGCGUGGUGACCAUCGAGGGCCUGAGGACCACAUUGCAGAGUCCCCCAUGGACCUGAGCCCAAGAGCUCAGAGGGUUUGUACCGGGCCUUAAAGCUCUGUGCAGCAGGGUGGCUAGCAUGAGAUCUGUAGGACUGGAAAGCUUCCUUUGGGGACCAGAGGAACAUUAGGGCCAGUCAGGCAUGUAGGGGGCAUUGAGGAAGGGGCUAAAGUGGACCAUGCCAGCUGCAGAGGGUGAGCCUCUGGGCUGGCCAGGGGUUUCUGGAUGGCCCUUUCCCCAUCGGCCUCCACAACUGUUUAGGUCAACUGGCACCUCAGGCUGGGCAGAAUGCCCAUUUGCAGGGCUUCCCAGAACACUGCCGCCAUCCAGAAUGCCCCUUUUGCAAGGCCUGCUGCAGCCCCCAGUCUCACCAGAGUCCUGGGGCCAUGCUUGCCGAGGCUUGUGCUCCGGGGGUCCUCCUUCCCCAGGACCACCUUGCUACGUUUGCAGAGACCAGAUGCCCUCUGACCUCCCUUGCAGAGGUGGGAUUUGAUACUGUAUGUUGUCUCAAUGCCUGUUUUUUAAUGUCUUCCUUUCAUUAAGGGUUUUUAGUUUGGGUUUAAUUUUGGUUGGGUUGGCACUAACUCUUAAGAUGCUGUGAGAACCAUUUCAUCCAAAUGCCAAAUAAACGUGUUCUGGACGA
Callithrix jacchus (white-tufted-ear marmoset) is the source of this 4344-nucleotide messenger RNA. It is a transcript of the gene DGCR2, whose product is annotated as DiGeorge syndrome critical region gene 2. NCBI's taxonomy places the organism in Eukaryota, Metazoa, Chordata, Mammalia, Primates, Cebidae. Gene Ontology annotation, cellular component: membrane. Gene Ontology annotation, molecular function: protein binding. The record is from RefSeq and is a predicted model, not a curated record.